Molecule: messenger RNA, 978 nt
Organism: Myzus persicae (green peach aphid)
Lineage: Eukaryota; Metazoa; Arthropoda; Insecta; Hemiptera; Aphididae
Product: NADH-quinone oxidoreductase subunit B 2-like
Exons: 6
Coding region: 169-825 (218 amino acids)
Biological process (GO): aerobic respiration; mitochondrial respiratory chain complex I assembly; electron transport coupled proton transport
Molecular function (GO): 4 iron, 4 sulfur cluster binding; NADH dehydrogenase (ubiquinone) activity; quinone binding
Source: RefSeq, a predicted model, not a curated record
ACAAUUGAUAACACAGAAUUUCUGUAUCUGAGGUCGUUUUUCGUUUUACUCUUAAGUUCGUGUAAAGUCCGGUUACUUUACCGUUAAGUGCUGAGGUAGGUUGUAAAUUGAAUUCACUGUCUGUUUCUUUGUAUUCAAAAGUACAAUUUGUUGGUUUCACUGAAAAAAAUGAAGAUGAUCGGUCGCCCAAGUCAAAUCCUGUCGGCCUCCAAGAACAUCAGUUGUCUAUUGAAGAAUCCUGCAGUCACCCAAAUUUGUCUUAGAAAUGAAUCUACCAAAAUUCAACCGGCGUCUCAAGAUACAAAUGUAGAAGAAAAACCAUUUCGUCCAUAUUCGCCGUUUCAAAAGACAAACAAUAUGGCCGAAUAUGCUGUUGCUCGUUUGGACGAUGUCUUGAACUGGGGCCGUAAGCACUCUCUCUGGCCUUUGACUUUUGGAUUGGCAUGUUGUGCUGUUGAAAUGAUGCACAUAGCUGCUCCUCGAUACGAUAUGGAUCGAUAUGGUGUUGUAUUUCGUGCAUCACCUCGUCAGGCUGAUCUUAUUAUAGUCGCAGGAACACUGACAAACAAAAUGGCACCAGCAUUGAGAAGAGUUUACGAUCAAAUGCCCGAUCCAAAAUGGGUUAUUUCAAUGGGAAGCUGUGCAAAUGGUGGUGGUUACUAUCAUUAUUCAUACUCAGUUGUGAGAGGAUGCGAUAGGGUCAUUCCAGUUGACAUUUAUGUACCGGGUUGUCCUCCAACUGCUGAAGCUUUGAUGUAUGGUAUCCUUCAGUUGCAGAAAAAAAUAAAAAGAAUGACACUUGCCCAGAGUUGGUAUAGAAAGUAAUCUGUUGUUUUUGUACAUUUAAAACAUAAAUGGUUUCGUAUAUUACAUAUUUUAUCAUUUGUAAAAAUAAUAUAACCUGUGAAACGCCUAAUUCUGUUAUACAAUAUAGAUAAUAGUUUAGUAUUGCUAAAUAUAACACAGUUUUAAAUUGUA